This is a messenger RNA of Dermochelys coriacea (leatherback sea turtle), 2564 nucleotides long. It is a transcript of the gene ZFAND2B, whose product is annotated as zinc finger AN1-type containing 2B. Gene Ontology annotation, cellular component: cytoplasm; endoplasmic reticulum. Bases 222 to 1052 code for a protein of 276 amino acids. NCBI's taxonomy places the organism in Eukaryota, Metazoa, Chordata, Testudines, Dermochelyidae. Gene Ontology annotation, molecular function: zinc ion binding. The transcript has 10 exons. The record is from RefSeq and is a predicted model, not a curated record. Gene Ontology annotation, biological process: proteasome-mediated ubiquitin-dependent protein catabolic process; protein targeting to ER.
GACCCAGGUGCCCUGGCUUCUACUGGCUCUGUCAGUGGCCUGCUGGGGCAAGAACAAUUAUCUUCAGGACUGGAGAAGAGCAGAUAUAGCCCCUAUCUUUAAAAAGGGGAACAAAGAGGCCCUGGAGGUUAUAGACCAGUCACCCUAAGGUUGAUACCUGGAGAGAGACUGGAACAAAUGAUGAAACAGUCAACUUGGCACCCGGCGCUGGCCCCCCCGCCAUGGAGUUCCCGGAUCUGGGCGCGCACUGCUCCGAGCCGACCUGCAAGCGCCUGGACUUUCUCCCUCUGAAGUGCGACGCGUGCGAACAGAUAUUCUGUACUGACCACAUCACCUACACUCAGCACCAGUGCACCUCUGCCUACAAGAAGGACGUGCAGGUCCCCGUGUGCCCUCUCUGCAACAUCCCCAUCCCUGUCAGAAAGGGGGAGAUGCCUGAUGCGGUGGUGGGGGAGCACAUCGACCGAGACUGCAAAUCUGACCCCGCCCAGCGCAAGCGCAAGAUUUUCACCAAUAAGUGUCUGAAGCCCGGCUGCAAGCAGAGGGAGAUGAUGAAGGUGAUCUGUGACCAGUGCCACGGGAACUUCUGCCUCAAGCACCGGCACCCCCUGGAUCAUGACUGCAAUGGGGUGGGGCGCCCCCUCUCCAGAGCCGGACAUGCUGCAGUCGCGAGAGCCCAAGCCACCUCCUCUGUGGCAGCCGGGACAUCGAGUAGAGGAGCUUCCAGACCGGUGACCCGGCCGGCAGCCGGCCCCCUUGCUCCAGCCUCAAGCAGAGGCAGUGUGAUGGUGGCACUGCCACCCAGCAGCACCUUGUCCCCGGCCGUUGCGCUGCAGAAUGGACUGAGUGAAGACGAGGCACUGCAGCAAGCCCUGGAGAUGUCCCUGGCAGAAUCGGCACCCGGCUCGGCACGGGCACUCAGCAGCCUGCAGGAGGAGGAGGACCUGGCCCUGGCGCGGGCGCUAGCCGCGAGCGAGGAGGAGCACCGGCGGCGGCAGCAGGUGCAGGCCCAGAGCCGGAGUUCAAGGCCAUCGGACUGCAGCAUGUUCUAGGCUGGGAGCUCCACUAUGCCUAGGGCCUGCCCGCAGCACUGGGUACCAUCGCCCAGCUCUGCCAGGCAGGCCCUGUCCGAGUGCCACCUGCAGAGGGCCAGCAGGGGCUUCUCCUGCCUCUUCCACAGCUAGAAACAAUCAACCCAACGCUGGCUGUGCCUGCUCCCUGUAGGAUAGACCGUCGCUGAACAGCGAGCUACCGCCGUCACUUUGAGCUGCACUGGGCUGCCUCAGGCCACUGCCGGUUCCCACACACCAGAGCCAGCUGCAGCCGCGGGUGUGAGGUGCGCCCUGCAGCUGCCGUGGGCAUUGUGCCUCAGUCCCUCACACACCUGCCACAGUGUCAAGAGUGGGGUGAAGUGGGGGGACUUCUGGCCUGGAGGUGGAGCAUUACCCCUGGGGUGUCUCGACCCCAAUACCUGCGCUCUGAUCCAGGCUGGGUCAUGUCGGCCCCCUGCCCCACACAUUACAAAGGGGCCAGGGCAGCCCCUAGCUCAGGGCUGCCCUGCACCGCAUGGGAGGGGCUGCUGGAUGUUUUAAGGGACCUGGCUGCUCUGCACUCUUCUCACUUCCCGCCCGAGGCUGCCUGGGCCAGAAUUGACCCCCACCUCUUCCCCCUCCCCAGGUGCGCCAUGGAGGAGGGGUGGUCAUAGCUGGGUAACACUAAUUUCCCCCUCAGUGGGGACUCAGCCCUGUCCCUGUGGGUCCUGCAGCUGCGCUCACUGUGCUGGCCACGCUAUGUAGCAGAGUCCCCUGCCCUGCAAGACCUGGCACCUUCCCUGCAUUGACAGCCCCUGUGAGUGACUCCCUGCUGUCCUACAGGCAGGGCCCAGCUCUGGGGCCAGGCCAGCCUUUCUCAGCCCCUCUCCUUAACGCCUCAGAUGCUGGAUGUGGGGGAGGAAGCCAGGAAAAGCAGCUGCCCUAUUUCCCAUGGGAACACGGCCUCUCCAGGCCAUGAUCAUGGACUGCCCCAAUGCCACUGCUAAGAGCCGCCCCCUCCCCCCCCAACCCAGCCCUUGCCUUAGGACAUCACCUGACCUUGAAGUGGAGCCCUGGUGGAGCAUCUCCCCUGGCGAUAGGGACCAGGCCUCUAGAGUCUUCCCCAGAGCAGCCCCUUCUAGUCCUGCUGACUGCAGGGCUGGGGCCGGCCUGGCAUGAGGCCAAGGCCCUGCCAGCAGGCUGCUGGAGGGGGGGGCUCUCCUCAGCUCAGGCCUUUUGCCAGGCUUUGCUGCCUGAAGUGCUCAGUGCAGACACUUGGACAUGCUGGAAGCUGCUCCCCUCCAGCUCUGUGUGCACAGGGCUUUGGGCGCCGCUGGGCCUUGCUGCAGCCAUGGCCAUGUGUGCUGUACGGGGUACCAGCUGCACCCUCUGCGGCCGGGCGUCUCGCCCUGAGCUUGUGGCUGGGCCGGCUGCGGCACUCAGGAGCAGGGGUGGCGAAAGGUUGCUCUCUGCAGGGCUGGAGCUGUCUGGCUGCUAAGUGCUGCCUGGAGGGAAAUAAAGUCCUACCCAAAA